This is a messenger RNA of Lontra canadensis (Northern American river otter), 617 nucleotides long. Its product is annotated as retinitis pigmentosa 9 protein-like. Gene Ontology annotation, biological process: RNA splicing. NCBI's taxonomy places the organism in Eukaryota, Metazoa, Chordata, Mammalia, Carnivora, Mustelidae. The transcript has 4 exons. The coding region runs from base 27 to 368 and encodes 113 amino acids. The record is from RefSeq and is a predicted model, not a curated record.
GGGCCACCUCAGCAGCGCGGGCCGCGAUGUCGUCCCGGCCGGGGCGCGACGAUGCGGGGGCCGGGGGCGUGCGGCGGCCGCGGGAGCCGGCAGAGCAGGAGCUGCAGCGGCGCCGGGAGCAGAAGCGGCGGCGGCACGACGCGCAGCAGCUGCAGCAGCUCAAGCACCUGGAGUCCUUUUAUGAAAAACCUCCUCCUGGGCUUAUCAAGGAAGAUGAGACUAAGCCGGAAGACUGUAUACCAGAUGUACCAGGCAACGAACAUGCCAGGGAAUUUCUGGCUCACGCACCAAUGAAAGGACUUUGGAUGCCACUGGGGAAAGAAGUCAAAGUUAUACAGUGUUGGCGGUGUAAACGGUAUGGUCACUGAACAGGCAACAAAGAAUGCCCUUUUUUUAUCAAAGGCAACCAGAAGUUAGAACAGUCAGCGUAGUAAGUAGAACACCACCUUGUCAAUUUACAUUUUUCAGAAAUAAUGGAUAUUAAUGAAACAGGCAGUAAUCAGUGAACUGGAAGUUCACGUAAAAUACAUUCGCAGAAGCUUUUUCACCAGAGUAUCUGGUGUUGACUACAUCUGUUAUUAAAUUACAUUUGUGUGACAGUUAAUAAAAAACUAACU